Molecule: messenger RNA, 2564 nt
Organism: Anguilla rostrata (American eel)
Lineage: Eukaryota; Metazoa; Chordata; Actinopteri; Anguilliformes; Anguillidae
Product: EGF-containing fibulin-like extracellular matrix protein 2
Exons: 11
Coding region: 308-1630 (440 amino acids)
Molecular function (GO): calcium ion binding
Source: RefSeq, a predicted model, not a curated record
CUACUCUCUCUCUCUCUCUCUCUCUCACACACACAUUCAUUCUGCUCCUGUCGACUCGACCGCUCACUCACUCGCUGGGACAGAGAAACACACACAGCACCUCAGCCAUCACACGCAGGAGGAGAGGAAGAUCUGAGUCCUGCACCUCAGCAGGGAGGAGAAGAAAGAGAGGGAAAAACAGGACAGAGCGAGAGAGAAGAAGACAGGGAGACGUUUUAGCACAAUCUGGAAAGGCCUGUGUGUACGCUCCAGAACCUUGCCCCCUCAAGCUGCCUGUGUGUGAGAGUGUGUGUAAGUGUGUGUGAGGAUGCGGGGUGUGUGUUUAUCGCUCUCUCUGCUCGUGUGUGUGUGGCUCCUGCCCUGCGCAGAGUCUCAAAACCCCGCCUACAAUGACACGUACACGGAAUGCACAGAUGGAUAUCAAUGGGACGCAGAAUCUCAACACUGCAAAGACAUAGACGAGUGUGAGAGCAUCCCAGAGGCCUGUAAGGGGGAGAUGAAGUGCUUCAACCACUACGGGGGCUACCUGUGCCUGCCCCGCUCCGCCUCCGUCCUGACCGCGCCCGAGCCGGCCGGCCAAUCAGAGCACAGCCUGCCCGUGGAGGGAAACGAGGCCUUCAACCCCUGCCCGCCGGGCUACGAGGCCCAGGGAGAGAGCUGCCUGGAUGUGGACGAGUGUGCGCUGGACCUGCACGACUGCCAGCCCAGCCAGCAGUGUGUGAACACGGCCGGGGCCUUCACCUGCCAGUGUCCUGACGGCUACAGCAAGAUCGGGCUGGAGUGUGUGGACAUAGACGAGUGCAGGUACAGGUACUGCCAGCAUCGCUGUGUGAAUGUUCCGGGCUCUUUCUCCUGCCAGUGUGAACCUGGCUUCCAGCUGGCCGGAAACAACCGCUCCUGCAUCGAUGUGAACGAGUGUGACAUGGGCGCCCCCUGCCAGCAGAGGUGUUAUAACACCUACGGCACCUUCCUCUGCCGCUGCGACCAGGGAUACGAGCUCGGGCCCGACGGAUACAGCUGCAACGAUAUUGAUGAAUGUGGGUAUUCCAGUUAUCUGUGCCAGUUCCAGUGUGUGAAUGAGCCUGGAAAGUUCUCCUGUAUCUGUCCUGAGGGGUACCAGCUACUGGGGUCACGACUCUGCCAAGAUGUGAAUGAGUGUGAAACGAGUGAGCACCAGUGCUCUGAUGGACAGACCUGCGUCAACAUUCACGGGGGCUACCAGUGUGUCGACACCAACCGCUGCACAGACCCCUACGUCCAGGUGUCAGACAACCGGUGUGUGUGUCCCGUGGUGAAGCCAGCCUGUCGAGAGCUGCCCUUCUCCAUCGUGCAUCGCUACAUGAGCAUCAGCUCGGACCGCUCCGUCCCGUCGGACAUCUUCCAGAUCCAGGCCACCAGCGUGUACCCCGGGGCCUACAACACCUUCCGCAUACGCAGCGGGGACGCCGGCGGGGACUUCUACAUCCGGCAAAUCAACAACAUCAGCGCCAUGCUGGUUCUGGCUCGGCCAAUCACGGGGCCCAGAGAGUACGUCCUGGACCUGGAGAUGGUCUCCAUCAACCCCCUCAUGAGCUACCAGACCAGCUCCGCCCUCAGACUCUCUAUACAUGUGGGGCCUUACCCCUUUUAACAGGAGAGAGAGAGAGAGGGAGAAAGGGAGGGAGAGAGGGGGAGAGAUGCUAGAGGAGAGAGAUGGAGGGAGGCUGGCUUGUGGAAAGAGAAAUGGAGGGUAAAUUAAUUCAGAUUAGAGGAGGAGAUGACAGAAUUAGAGGGAGUGAGAGAGAAAGGGAGAGAGAGACACAGGCUUGUCCUCGCCCGCCCCGUAUAUCUACUGACUAGAACAGCACAAAGUGUGAAAACAGAAGAAUAAUAACAGCAAUCUGUGAAAACACACUUCUGUCUCUCUCUCUCUCUCUCUCUCGUUUUUCCUCUCUGUCUCUCUCUCUCACUGUCUCUGUAUCUCUAUCAGAACAUUGAUGUAGCAGAGAGAGUGAGGGGGAGGAGGGUGGGAGGGCACUGACUAUGCCGUUCAAAAUAGGUUCCCACUGUACAUAGAGAAGCAGGAGGAACUGUGAAGGAAACUGUUAAAUGUGCAUUCAACAGAAACCCCAGAGGCAGACGUCCGAGCGCUGAACAUGUGGAUCUGGGUCUCCUCGGCCAGCUCACUGUUUUGGCCAGUCCCAGACCGCAAACAAGGCGUGUUCCUGUGUUCUGUGUGUGUAAUGAAAGUAGGCUAAAUGACUACUCACCAAAGUUACUAGUAUCAUAGCAUGUAGAUGCGUUCUAACUGGGGCGGGGUGUCCGCGGGUGAAGAUGAGUCUUCCUGUGCACUGAACGCGCUCAUUCUUACGCGCUGACGUCCUGCCCCCCCCCCCCCGCUGUGGCGGGUCUGACUAAACCCUGCUAAUCUCCGUGUGCCAGUCUUAUAUCUGACGGAUCUGAACGUGCUCGACUUUCUGAUUUUGUCAUUGUCAUUUUUUUCCUUUCUUGUUUUGUUUUGGUUCAGGAUUUCCUUUUUUGUUUGUUUUUUUACUAAAAUUAAAUAAAAUAUUCAAGAGUUUAAA